Symbiodinium natans is the source of this 417-nucleotide messenger RNA. NCBI's taxonomy places the organism in Eukaryota, Dinophyceae, Suessiales, Symbiodiniaceae. The record is from the annotation of a GenBank genome assembly.
AUGAGCUUUGAGAUCCUGGUGGUGCACAUCAUGCGGAGCAUUUGCCUGGCACCCCGUCUCAAGACCUUGCACUACCUCGUGGCCCUGGUGGCGCGACUGCUGCCGAUCUACUCCCGCCUGGGCAUGGUUCUGUUGUGCACGUUCUACUUCUUUGCAACCAUCGGGGAGCCGCUCUUCGGCGGACGCAUUUACAAAGGGAACCCACAGUUAGAUGGGUCUUCCUUUGCGGCGUCCCACUUCUGGGCCCUGAACUUCAACGACGUCCCUUCAGGCUUCGUGACGCUCUUCUCCCUGAUGGUUGUCAACAACUGGUUUGAGAUAGCUGGUGCGUGCAUUCUGGUGACGACCGAAUACUCCGCCAUCUUCUUUGUGUCCUUCUUCGUGACCCGACGCAGUGCAGAGCAAUUGCCAAAGUGA